CCUCUGUCCGCAGAAGCCCUUAACAUAAGCUUAACAUAAGCUUUCUGCUGUACUUGUUUGUGUAUUUAGCAAGAAAUUCGUUUCAUUUGUUGUUAAGAUAAAUUUUUAACAACAAAAAUGUCGGCGUGGAGACAAGCGGGAUUAAAUUAUAUCAACUACUCGCAGAUAGCCGCCAGGUUAGUCAGACAAGCUUUGAAAACCGAUCUAAGAACAGAAGCUGCUAAACGUGACGAAGUCAACGUGAAAUUUACUCAAUGGAAAGAUGGAAAACCUAUCACUGAAAAAAUGUGAUGGUAAUAAUUUGUAAAAAUGCUUAGAUAAUGAGAUGUAUCACAGAUGGAUGCAGAAGAUUCAUCCGAUUACAAGUUUAUGUAUAACGACCAUCGCUGUCUUCUUCGUAUAAACCAAACUUGUUCUUCGCGAGUUGUUUGUUUUCAUUCUUUUGAUUUUAUCUAUCCAUAAUUAAGUUUUAUAACGUCAUCUCACAACAGGGUACUGUGUCUUGCAAUGUAC
This is a messenger RNA of Pseudomyrmex gracilis, 513 nucleotides long. RefSeq names its product protein stunted-like. The coding region runs from base 118 to 291 and encodes 57 amino acids. The transcript has 4 exons. The record is from RefSeq and is a predicted model, not a curated record. Lineage: Eukaryota; Metazoa; Arthropoda; Insecta; Hymenoptera; Formicidae. Gene Ontology annotation, cellular component: mitochondrial inner membrane. Gene Ontology annotation, molecular function: proton-transporting ATP synthase activity, rotational mechanism. Gene Ontology annotation, biological process: proton motive force-driven mitochondrial ATP synthesis.